CAGUCGCGUUCCCUUUUACCUCAACGACCUCGACUGCCACAGCACUUGACGCGUUUAUAAACCCUUCACAGCUCUCUGAGCUUUCCCUAGCCGCCCCCGUUGCAUGUUCUCGAAUCAGCUCGGUAGCGUUCACAACCCUCACCGCGGUUCCAAGCACUCUGCUCCCAGCCCUCUAGCAAAUCAUUGAGUUUCAUCUCGCUGUUCGUCGUCAAUCUAUUCUUCAAUAAACAAAUAAACUAUGGGCCCCGCUACUACCAACUCGUCCGGGCUGAACACCCCCGAGUCUGAGCUCGAGGGGUUCGUCCCCGUACAUCCCACCGCAGCCCGCCCCCUGCCUAUCACUGUGCAGUCCGAGAAUGUCGCGUAUUCGGACGAGCAUAUCGUCUCUAAGUUCUUCAACCGUGGCUCUGAAGCCGUCUUCGCCAAUGGCAUGUACAGCGUCAAGCCGGUCUCCAAGCCUUUCGAGUUCCAGACGACUCGCAAGGUAUCCAAGACUGGUCUCAUGAUGGUCGGACUUGGUGGAAACAAUGGCACGACCCUCUGCGCCACCAUCCUCGCCAACCGCCACGGGAUCUCCUGGCACACCAAGAACGGGAUCCAACAGCCCAACUACAUCGGCUCCGUCUUGCGUGCCUCCACUGUCAGCAUCGGCACUAAUCCCGCUACCGGCAAGGAGGUUUAUGUCCCCAUUUCCUCCAUCCUGCCGAUGGUCCACCCGAACGACCUCGUCCUCGGCGGCUGGGACAUUUCCGGCCUGCCCAUGGAUAAGGCGAUGGAGCGCGCUAAGGUCCUUGACUGGGAUCUGCAGCGCCAGGUCGCCCCGCACAUGGCUGAGAUCGGCAAGCCCCUCCCGUCGAUCUACUACCCCGACUUCAUCGCCGCGAACCAGGAGGCGCGCGCGGACAACGUCAUUCCCGGCUCGGACAAGCAGGCGCACCUCGAGCACCUGCGCGCCGACAUCCGUGCGUUCAAGCAGAAGCACGCGCUUGACCGCGUUGUCGUCUUCUGGACUGCCAACACGGAGCGCUACAGCGACAUCAUCCCUGGCGUGAACGACACCGCGGACAACCUCCUCGCCGCGAUCAAGGCCUCCCACUCCGAGGUGUCCCCGUCGACCCUCUUCGCCGUUGCGUCCAUCCUCGAGGGGGAGCCGUUCGUCAACGGCGCCCCGCAGAACACGUUUGUGCCCGGCGUGAUCGAGCUCGCUGAGCGCCACCAGUCGUUCAUCGGCGGGGACGAUCUCAAGUCUGGCCAGACGAAGCUCAAGAGCGUCUUCGCCGAGUUCCUCGUCAACGCGGGUAUCAAGCCACUGUCGAUCGCGUCGUACAACCAUCUUGGGAACAACGAUGGCCACAACUUGUCCGCCGAGCCGCAGUUCAAGAGCAAGGAGAUCAGCAAGAGUAGCGUCGUGGAUGACAUGGUCAACGCGAACAGGCUUUUGUACAAGCCCCCCGCGGAGGGCGCCAAGGGCAAGGCGGCCAAGGGCGAGCACCCCGAUCAUAUCGUGGUGAUUAAGUAUGUACCCGCCGUCGGCGACUCGAAGAGGGCCAUCGAUGAGUAUUACUCGGAGAUCUUGAUGGGCGGUCGGUCCACCAUUAACAUCUUCAACGAGUGCGAGGACUCCCUCCUGGCUACCCCACUCAUCCUGGACCUGAGCAUCCUCGCCGAGCUCCUGACCCGCGUCAAGUACCGCGACCUCUCCAACGGCGCGCAGACCGAGUUCAAGCCGCUUUACCCGAUUCUGUCGCUCCUGUCGUACAUGCUCAAGGCGCCGCUCGUCAAGCCCGGCACGGACGUCGUCAACAGCUUGAGCAGACAGCGGAACGCGCUCGAGGCGUUCUUGAAGGCGUGCAUCGGAUUGGAGGGCAACGGUGAUUUGUUGCUCGAGACUCGGAUUUGGUAAAUGCGCACUUCGAAUGCCGGUUUUCAACAACCGCUCGAAUUUGUUCGAUUUCUUUUAGUUUCCAUUAGACUACAUAGAUCACUCAACUGGUCAAUUCCAUGUGCUCUGGGCCUCCGAGCGGUAUGAGUGGUGCAUCCUAAACGUGAAUCUAUGUACGACGAGCCCUAGUUCAGGAUGUGUUUGAUUGCAUUCAUCGAGUCAGGAAUGGUUUCGAC
This is a messenger RNA of Gloeophyllum trabeum ATCC 11539, 2118 nucleotides long. Its product is annotated as Myo-inositol-1-phosphate synthase. Gene Ontology annotation, biological process: inositol biosynthetic process; phospholipid biosynthetic process. The record is from RefSeq and is a predicted model, not a curated record. Gene Ontology annotation, molecular function: inositol-3-phosphate synthase activity. The transcript has 3 exons. Gene Ontology annotation, cellular component: cytoplasm. Bases 239 to 1903 code for a protein of 554 amino acids. NCBI's taxonomy places the organism in Eukaryota, Fungi, Basidiomycota, Agaricomycetes, Gloeophyllales, Gloeophyllaceae.